Messenger RNA from Pteropus alecto (black flying fox), 1083 nucleotides. It is a transcript of the gene CYYR1, whose product is annotated as cysteine and tyrosine rich 1. NCBI's taxonomy places the organism in Eukaryota, Metazoa, Chordata, Mammalia, Chiroptera, Pteropodidae. The record is from RefSeq and is a predicted model, not a curated record.
AUGGUGAACCAGCAUGCAAGCUUGUUUAGCCAUUCUGUUGAACGAUAUGAGGAUAAGGCCCUCUGGUCUCAAAAGGGGAAAAAAAAUGAAGUUCAGAACAAGGCAAUAAAGGAGCUUGCUAAACUCCAUAGCAAAGUGACUUCAGGAGAGGGACACCCAGAUGACUCUCUAGAAGGAAGAACUGGAGCGUGGGGAGGAGUCGGGGCCACUCCCGCCCCCAGCCCACGUCGGUGCCACCAGCAGAGAAGAAAUGUGAGGCCGGGUGGCCCAGGACUCAGGAGUGGCCGCCUUGCCCGGCACCGCCAAGCGCCACCAAGAGAGACAAAAGAGACUUCGGCCCGAGCGUGGCCGGCACCAGGCCGCCCGGGGUCCCCUCGCAGGCUCCCGGGGCAAUGGCCGGGUCUCCGCGCGACUCCCCUCUUGGGAGCGCUGCUCUCGCCAUCUGACCGCCCUCCAUCCCCUGCAUUCCCUCCCUUUCCGGACUCUCCUUUCGCUCCCAGUCCUCACUCUAGUCUGACUGUCCGUCCGUCUGUCGUGGCGCCCAACCUCCGGCCACCGGCUUGGAUGGACGCGCGGAGGCUGCGCGUGUGUCCAGGGGUCUUGCUUCCGAAAUUGGUCCUGCUCUUUGUCUACGCAGACGAUUGCCUUGCUCAGUGUGACAAAGACUGCAGGUCUUACUGCUGUGAUGGGACCACACCUUACUGUUGCUCCUACUACGCCUAUAUUGGGAACAUCCUCUCGGGCACGGCAAUUGCUGGCAUCGUGUUUGGAAUCGUAUUUAUCAUGGGGGUCAUAGCUGGAAUUGCCAUAUGUGUCUGCAUGUGCAUGAAAAACAACCGUGGGACCCGGGUGGGAGUCAUCAGGACCUCCCGCAUCAACGCCAUCUCCUCCUAUCCUGUGGCACCACCCCCUUAUGGCUACGACCACGAGAUGCAACACUGUGCAGAAUUGCCUCCUCCCUACUCUCCAACUCCACAGGCUUCAGCACAGCGUUCUCCACCUCCUCCUUAUCCUGGAAAUUCAAGGAAACAAUCCUUCUCCCAGAACAGACUAUGUGCCAAUCUAAGGUCUUGCCCGGAAUAA